UAACUAAAUAGUUAGUACAUCAAACACUGAAAAUGUCGAUCAACACAGAGCAAUCAGAUCUUCUUCAGCCAUCAAGAGCUCCUGCUCCUAAGUCAGAUAACCCUCCCCUGUCCAUUGUUCCAACAAAUACACUUCAAGCUCAGGCUGUUGCUGUGCGUUCACAUCCAGUAAACUGGCAAUCUUAUCUACAAGGACAAAUGAUCUCACCAGAAGAUUUUCAAGUUAUCAGAGAAUAUGAUCAAGCAAGAACCAAAGAGGAAAGAAACGCUGUUAUUGAGAGAAGAGGAGAUGAGUGUGCACGAACCUUUAUUUCCCUCAUGGUUAGAAUAUCAAAAGAACAGACAGUUCGCUACGUUCUAACUGCUGUUGAUGAUAUGAUAGCGGAAGAUCCUCAACGUACCAAUCUAUUCUUUGAAUUUGCGAAGAAAACCAGAAGUUCACCAUGGGAUGGAUUCAUUAAUUUAUUGAACAGACAAGAUAAAUUCAUUGUUCAUCAGGCAAGUCGUAUUAUUGCAAAAUUAGCAUGCUGGGGGAGAGACAACAUGAACAAAAAGGAUUUGACUUUUUAUCUCAACUGGAUAAAACAUCAAUUAAGUUCAGAGAUUGUGAAUUUUCAUGGGCAAUCUGGAAUGAGUGAGGUCACUGAUUUCACGCAAAGCAUUUUGUAUUGUCUGCAAAUGAUGUUGAGGAUUCCAGAAUACAGGAUGGCGUUUUUCCAAGCUGAUGGUGUGACGACACUAAUGCAUGUUCUUCAUUCUAAAUGUGGAUUCCAAGUUCAAUAUCAAGCAAUAUUUUGUGUAUGGUUGAUGGCAUUCACUCCUGAAAUUGCAACCAAUAUAAACCGGUACAAUCCAGUUCCAGUACUAGCUGAUAUAUUGGGUGAAGCAGCAAAAGAAAAAGUUACACGAAUUGUACUUGCUACAUUUAGAAAUUUCAUUGAAAAAGCUGAAGAUCCAGAUGUUGUUAAAAUUAUGUCACUCGCUAUGAUUCACUGUAAAGUUCUAAAGAAUUUGGAAAUAUUGCAGGACAAGCAGUUUGUUGAUGAAGACCUUGAGGAUGACAUUGAAUACUUAGCUGAACAUUUAGCAUCUUGCUUACAAGAUUUGAGCUCAUUUGAUGAAUAUUCGAGCGAAAUAAAAUCUGGAAGAUUGGAAUGGAGUCCUGUUCAUAAAUCUGAGAAAUUCUGGAGGGAGAAUGCGAUCAGACUCAAUGAGAAGAAUCAUGAGUUAUUAAAAAUUUUGACAAACCUAAUGGAAACGUCACAAGAGGCUCAAAUCUUAGCUGUUGCUACUCAUGAUAUUGGAGAAUAUGUUAGACAUUAUCCAAGAGGAAAAAAGAUUAUUGAUCAACUUGGUAUCAAGCAGAUGGUGAUGCAACUUCUAGGCCAUGAAGAUUCACAAGUCAAAUACAACGCUCUUAUUGCAGUUCAAAAACUAAUGGUGCACAAUUGGGAAUAUCUUGGAAAGCAACUUGUUUCUGUCUGAAGAAGGAUAUUUCCAUUUUGUUUUGUCAUAAUAGUUCCUAUGAAUCGUGUCAGUGUACAGAUAUAUUAUUUAUUACUGGUAUUAUUAUUGUUAUAUGGAAUUUUGUCACUUCCAAUUGGCUUCAGCUCACCAGAUUUUUCCCAUGAAUGCCAUUUCAAAUAUUAUUUUAACUAUGGUAGGAAAAAAUAUGUUCUUGACUCUUGCGUCAAGAGAAUAAUGAACCCGCCCAAUAAUGAAUUCUACAUUAUUCCAAGUUGAGGGUAAUAUAUAUCUUUAUGCAAAUACGAUGCAUCACGAUGGUCGCCUGAGUCUCCUUUGUAUAGUGCGCCGCGAUCUUGUAUUGAAUAAUAUAAAUGUUGUUUUAAGCUUGUCGAAAUGUAUUAGCAAUAUUUGCAUAUACUAGUUCAACUUAUUCUAUUAACCGACCCAUGUAUGAAAUGCUCACUGCUUAAUUUUGUCUCCACAAAUGGCAUUUCCUAUAAAUAUCAAACACCACCAACAUUUGUCAUCCUAAAGAUAUCUGAUUGUGUAUAUUCCAUUUAUUUGUGCAAUAAAUGUCUUUACCAAGUGG
Styela clava is the source of this 2055-nucleotide messenger RNA. NCBI's taxonomy places the organism in Eukaryota, Metazoa, Chordata, Ascidiacea, Stolidobranchia, Styelidae. The record is from RefSeq and is a predicted model, not a curated record.